Salvelinus fontinalis (brook trout) is the source of this 6616-nucleotide messenger RNA. Its product is annotated as arf-GAP domain and FG repeat-containing protein 1-like. The record is from RefSeq and is a predicted model, not a curated record. Bases 3671 to 5101 code for a protein of 476 amino acids. Gene Ontology annotation, molecular function: GTPase activator activity. Lineage: Eukaryota; Metazoa; Chordata; Actinopteri; Salmoniformes; Salmonidae. The transcript is spliced from 17 exons.
CUGUGGGUUAGCCGAGAGUUUAGCUAACUAGCAUGCAGUUCGCUCCUACUAGAAUUUCCCCCUUUCAUCUGUACUAAUAGUAUCAACUUUGACCUCUUCCAUGUGUGAUUCAUCUCAUCCUAACAUGUGUAAUGUUAUGGAGCAUCCUUGCGCCCCGCCCAAGAGUUGACUAGUCUUCUCCCCAACAUUGAAGCUACCAGACAAGGAAAGGUCAUUGCGUUGGACACCUGAACCAGUUCCUCACUGCAGUACCCAAUCUUCAUCUUCAGUACCCUAGCUGGAGAAGAGCGCACAGGCUAGAGCUCCCCCAGUUGUUCAGGAACAGUGUGUCCUCAGACAUGUGAGUUCCUGAAGCUUAUGGGUGUGUCCAUCAUCCAGCCCCCUCUAUCUCACUCUCUCACUCUCUCAAGGCACUUGGGGAUGGCGAGGAGCCCACCUGGUGAAACGGGGCACAGUAGACGUGGUGGCAUCAGAAGACAUGGGCACUGCCCUUUGGUGGCAAUGUCCUGAUCCGCCAGCUCAUCCUUUGAGUCAAUAACCAUGUCUAUACUGCUGUGGGCUUCUCCAAUAGAAAAAAAGCUUUAGGACUGAGUGGCUUUCCAAGCACUUUGUGGCAAAGUAUUUGUAAAAGAAGGCUAUACAAUUUACAUUUAAUUGAUUUAUUGGUUGAGUUAUUGAAAUGACUGAUGGCCACUUUUCUCUGUCGAAUUCUUCCUCUCCUCACAGUGAAGUAAUUGGAUACUCUCUACCCAAGCUGCUAGACAUUCUGAAGAUUACACAUGAAGAGGUAAGACCACCCACAGCUUUUGUAAUGAAUGAGUCCUAGGCCUUCGUUACAUGGUCCUAGGCCUUCGUUACAUGGUCCUAGGCCUUCGUUACAUGGUCCUAGACCUUCAUUACAUGGUCAUAGGCCUUCGUUACAUGGUCAUAGGCCUUCAUUACAUGGUCAUAAGCUUCAUGUAUAUAUAAGCACACUAUGUCCUUUGUAUUGUAAGACAUACAACAUCAUUAUUUACUUGUCUCUCAAGUAUGAUCUCGCAACUAUUGUACUUUAAAAAUGCUCCCAUACUCAUUAACACCCCUUCUCUUUAUCCUCCUAAUGUCUGUCAGUUUGUGGACUUGUGUAUCUUGUUAGGCUGUGACUACUGCGAUAAGAUUGCAGGCCUUGGCCCCAAGAGAGCGCUGACUCUGAUCCAGCAGCACCGGACUAUAGAGAACGUAGUACUGGACUAUAGAGAACGUAGUACUGGACUAUAGAGAACGUAGUACUGGACUAUAGAGAACGUAGUACUGGACUAUAGAGAACGUAGUACUGGACUAUAGAGAACGUAGUACUGGACUAUAGAGAACGUAGUACUGGACUAUAGAGAACGUAGUACUGGACUAUAGAGAAUGUAGUACUGAACAUCAACAGAAAGGUAUGUUUCCUCCCUGACCACUGCUCAUAUUACUACAAUACAAUUGACUUGGAGAUUUUGGUGCCAAUGCGUUUGCAGAAGUCUUUUUUAUAAAUCCGGAUUAAACAUACUAUUAAACCAAUAAUCAAUGUAAUUUGUUCCCACUUCACAUACGAUGAACAUAUAUUAACUAAUAGUUAUUUAAUUUUUCACCUCAGACCUCAACUCCUAUGCUAUGUCCGUGGACUGUACCUAGAAUAACACUCUCUAACCCUUCCUCCUCCAUAACCACCCUGUCCCACUGUUCUGGCAGUACCAGGACGCCACCCUGACCGAGCCCCCUGACCUGGACUGAGCCGGAUGAGGAGGCCCUGGUUCCGGUUUCUGUGCCAUGAUAAACACGUCAAGUACUGUUCUGGUCCUGUAAAACCCCCUUUGGAAUUAGACCAGGGGUCAUAAUGUAUCAAGCGUCUCAGAGUCAGAGUACUGAUCUAGGAUCAGGUCCUCCCUGUCCAUGUAAUCUUCUUCAUUGUGUUCUAAAAGCUAAAACUGAGACGUUUUUUUUUAUAUGUGACCCCUUGGUGUGCACAACUCUAAAUCAUCUGGAUCUUGCAGUGCAUGUUUUAUGUCCAUGGUAGUAAUCUAAAACGGUAUUAUUCCAUAUGUAUGUGAUAUGUAGGGAGUACAGGGUACGCGGUCGAAUGGCGAAAUUCCGUGAGCGGAGAGGGUGGGCGACAAGGCAGCAGGACGGAGCAGACAAACCCGCAUGGAAGAAUUCUUCCGCGUUUUGCGGAAAAGCCAGCAGCCGGCUGAAUCUUCCAUCGCCGCCAAAGGAAAGAGAGUGAGUCCAAGUGACACUGUCCUCAGAUGGUGCCUGGCAGUACUGCACAUGCAUCCUGACUAACCAGGGGCGAGUUCGCCGAUUCUGUUACAAAACAUUUCAUAAACAAAAGCAAAAGGAAUUAAAUGGGGAAGGACAUAACUUAAUUUGUCCAAUAGAAACUCUCGUUUUGCAACCGUUUGGACUAAUGAUUCCACCCCCAGCUGUCCGACAGUGAAGAGGAUGCCCUAGACUGUUACCAUGGUUACUCCAGUCGUUGAAUAAAAUGAUAUUUACACUUACCGAUUGUACAUACUGUUGUUCCUUUUGACGGUAGGAGGUGGAGAUAAAUCCACAGGAAAGUGUUUUUUACCUGACUUUUUGUGGUGCCGGUUGGUUCUGUCGAUUGUAUUUUCAACGUGAUGCAAAAUAAGUAAACAGUAACCGAGUGUUGUCGACCGAAUAACGUUUCCUCGCAAUCAGCUGGAAGUGCUUGCCAUUCGGUUAGGCUCGGACAUAUUGUGUAAGUAUUUUGUCACGUGUGAAUUGCACCAGUAUUGAAAAUGCAAACGAUAUAACGUUACAGACCAGCAUACUGAAGGUCGGGUUGAUAACACUUCACUGGAUAUUUUGUCUCACAUUCCUACCUGAAAAAGGACCACGAAGGUCUACCUGAGCAGAUCAACUGAUCUAUACACUUAUUUCACUUCCGAACAAUUGAGCAUAAACCGAUUAGUGAUUCGGGACAGCGACUACCUCAGGGUCAUGUUCAUUAGGCACCAAGCGGAAGAAAAUGCACUGAAACGGGGACAGACUAACUGGGCAUGUCCAGUAGGUAAUUCUCAUAUUAUUUGUUUUCCGUUUUAAAACCUUGUGUGCCCUAAUGAACACGGCCCUGGCCAACUCCCAGUGAACGAGUAAACAGGAUGAGCAGAGGCGGGGACUCAUUGGCGAGAACUGUGCAACCACUGUCUGUGGGGCCUUGCUUGUUCCUUCAGCCAAAACAGGAGACGAUUGAUUUAUACUGAGGGAAGGCAAAUGGGUGGACACCUGCUACCCUCAACAGUGCCACAUUCUAGGCAAAUUACUUUCUUAUCGUGAUAAACUGACAGGAUCAUGUCAAAGUUGAGACCAAAACUCCAAAUGAUGCCUUUUGGAAGAGGAUAUUCUCUUAAGUCGUUGUUUUUACAAAACAUAGUAUGAUGGUAAACAUUGUAUUUACUAUUAAACUGUUAUUCAUCAAUGUAAUGUUGUCGAAUGGUCAAUGCUGCCCGCCAGUAGGUGUCAGUCACGCUCCGGUUAGCUGUCUAGUACACCUGUAAACCAACGAAGAAGAAAUGUGUCCGUCCCACUAGACCUCUGCAAGGUGUCUGAACCACUGUUGUCGAGGCAAGACAUCCCUGCCUAGCACUGGAUAAACUUCUCCCACCUUUAGCAGCCCAUUUUCUCAACUAUGGCGACGAGUGCGAAGCGAAAACAAGAGGAGACGCAUCUUAAGAUGCUUCGGGAAAUGACUAGCCAGCCCCAGAAUAGGAAGUGCUUUGAUUGCGACCAGCGCGGCCCGACUUAUGCCAACAUGACAGUGGGUUCCUUCGUCUGUACCACCUGUUCUGGCAUCCUAAGAGGCCUGAAUCCCCCCCACAGAGUGAAGUCCAUCUCUAUGACCACCUUCACACUACAGGAAAUUGAAUUCUUACAGAAACACACCAACGAGGUUUGUAAAUACAUCUGGUUGGGGCUGUACGAUGACAAGACAUUAGUUGUUCCAGACUUCCGCGAACCACAGAAAGUAAAAGAAUUCCUCCAGGAAAAAUAUGAGAAGAAAAGAUGGUACGUCCCUCCAGACCAGGCGAGGACAGUAGCCAUGGCCCAGGCCUCCAAGUCGGGCUCCUCAGCCAGCAGCACAACCAGCACCCCGGAGGUCCAGCCCCUGAAAACCCUGCAGCUCAACAAGACCCCCCCAACACGUCAGUCCCCGAUGGUGGUUCGCUCCGUGGCCCAUCCCAUAGUUCAGGAGAAGAAGAUUGACCUCCUUACAGACCUGGGUGGAGACAUCUUUGCCGCUCUGCCCUCUCAGGCUGCCAGCAACGCCAAUUUUGCCAACUUUGCGAAUUUCCCCAGCCAAUCAGUGACUAAGGUUAACUCAAAAGCUGACUUUGCCAACUUUGAGGCGUUUGGCAACUCUGGAGUACCUCCGCAUUUCAGGACCUCAUCCCCCUCUCAGUCGUUUGCGUCAGGGCGAGGUGUCCCAGUGCCGUCAGUGGCUGGUGCUGUACCGGCCCAAUCCCAGCUGGGCACGUCGGCAGAGGACCGCUACGCUGCUCUGGCUGAGCUGGACAACGUGUUGAGCUCCUCUGCCCCCACAGGGAGUAGUGUCCAGGGUGAAUCUAGGAAUAUGUUUGGCGCUGUGUUGGGAACCUUGCCUGCCCAGACUCAGCCAGUCUUGCCCAACAUGCAUGUGCAGCAAGGCUUUGGAGCCGUCUCGUCCAAUAACCCAUUUGUUGCUGCUGCCCCGGAUAUGGUCACCAACCCCUUCCAGACCAAUGGUAUCGCACCGGCCGCAGCCUCGUUUGGCACAGGCUCUAUGAGUAUGCCUGCUGGCUUUGGGAAUGCCUCCUCUUACUGCCUCCCAACCAGUUUUAGUGGGACGUUCCAGCAGCCCUUCCCUGGCCAGGCCCCCUGCCCUUACCCCCAGCCGGGGGCCUACCAACCCCAACAACCCAAUGGUCCUGGUGGAUAUACAGUCUAUGGACAGACCAAGCCCUCCAUGACCCCCUUUGGGCAGCCCAUGGCUGGUCCUGGGAUGACCAAUAACCCAUUUAUGGCGGGAGCCCCGGCAGGAUCCUACCCCUCUGGAAGCUCCAACACCAACCCCUUCCUGUAGAACGCCUCCCUCCCCGUCGUCACCACCAGAGGGCAGCAUGCAGCACCUAUUCAAUGUACCGGCUCAGUCACAGCUUGUGAUGUGACAGUACAUUUCUGAAACUUUGAAUUCAAGAUUUUCUUAACUAUGUUUACGACACUAUGAAGGACUAUGGGAUCGGGGACUGCCCUGGAACUAUGCCCUGGGACUUAUACGUUCUUUAUACAUAUAUUUUGUAGUUUAUUAUGUUUGACAGUUAUUGUGCAUGUCGGCAUUUGUAAUCACGUUUAAAAUACAUUAUGUUAUGUAUAAUUAGGACUUGACGUGAGCGGAGGACAUUGUGCUGACGCCACUACAAUGUUUCUACCAGUGGGUUUAUAUGAUAACUAACAUGGUUGUAUACAACAAGUCUAGGAGGGAACUGAGGUGACAAAGAUUUUCUCAUCGGGAAACGAUGACGAUUAGAUGUUGGUGAAGAAUCAGGCUGGUGAACGAGGUAGCACCGAUGGUCAUAUUCACUAUCAUUUAAUGAAUUCUGUGUUAAAGAAACAAUCUAUUGUGUAGUGGUUUCAAUUGGCAUGACGCCUCUGCCUGCAGUUAUGGUGUUCGGGAAAGGGACUUUUAUUUGGUGCAUGAUUAAUACCACUAUUACUUGGGGUGCAACCUGGGGUGCGUUCAGCAAAGUACAAGAUUGUGGAGCAGGACCCCCCCCCCCCCCCAAAAAAAAAAUCCUAGAUUUUACCCAAAGAAAUUAAGAAAGUUAAAGCUCACUUACUGCAUUUAUACAAUUUAUAAACUCUAAAAUGCUAUUUGAAGAACAGCAAAAACAAGCUUAAAUGACCCCUGGCAUUAUCACAGUGGUUGCUGUAGCUUCAUUCACCUCAGUCGGCCUACAAACACAGCCUAUUAGCUAUACGAUUAGCCGCUACACAUUAACUCACAUUAACUCAGCACCGGGAUUACAAACUAGAAAUUAAUACGUACAGAGGGAUCUGUUAACAGAAAAAGUUUUUUUAGUAACAAAAGAUAAACAACAACAUUUUUGCUUUACAUACAUUUUCUUGUUGUUGCCGUUUUAAAGUAAAUUUCCUGGAAUUCUACAAAUUUUGCCAUGACUCAUGCCAUGUUAAUAGGACACGUGCCCGGUUGGUAAUUCAACCGUGAUUACUACAAGUUUAGAUAGCUGGCUAGACUAACGAGACCCAUUUACCAAUCCCAACAUUUUUUAGUGAUUGUCAGUGAGUGACAUGAGGGAAACUGCUGAUGCACUACCAAGUGUUUAAAUUGCACCUUGUGUAUUUUACUAUUCUACCUAGCAACAGUAAGUGGAGACCCCGAGUAGGUUCGUACAUUUUUUUUUUAAAUAAAUGUUUUGUUUUUUUAAUUGUAAAGAAUGACCGAGGUCCGGACCAUUAUACCUCAGUGUCCGGACCUCGGUGUCUUCAUAUGUAGCUACAGCCCUGCGCAGGUGUGUAAAAACACAUGACAAGUUUGUAUUUAUUUGGAGAGAUGGUUAACUUGUGCCCCCCCCCCCCC